Molecule: messenger RNA, 498 nt
Organism: Olea europaea var. sylvestris
Lineage: Eukaryota; Viridiplantae; Streptophyta; Magnoliopsida; Lamiales; Oleaceae
Product: sulfate transporter 3.1-like
Exons: 3
Coding region: 97-372 (91 amino acids)
Biological process (GO): transmembrane transport
Cellular component (GO): membrane
Source: RefSeq, a predicted model, not a curated record
UUUAAUUUUAAUUCCAGAAUUUGUAGGUGGAUAGAUGAUGAAGAAGAUAAGAUAAAAUUAUCGGGAAAAACGAGUUUUCAGUAUGUCAUACUUGACAUGAGUGCUGUUGGAAACAUUGAUACAAGCGGGAUUAGCAUGCUUGAGGAGGUUAAAAAGAUCAUCGAUAGAAGAGGCAUCAAGCUUGCAUUGGCCAACCCUGGUGGCGAGGUUAUGAAGAAGCUGAACAAGUCCAAAUUCAUAGAAACAAUAGGCCAAGAAUGGAUUUUCUUGACAGUGGGAGAGGCUGUUGGAGCCUGCAAUUACAUGCUUCACACUUGCAAACCAAAUUUGGCUUCUUCUGAUGACCUAAAGAAAUAUAGCAGCAGUGUGUAAUUUUUUGACCUGUUUGUAGAGCAAAAGCUUCACAGGUUAUUAAAAAAUAUGUAAAAUCAGGAACUUAUUUGUGAAGGGCCAAAGCAUGUUCUUGAAUAAAUUAAGAAAAGAAGAGUUUUCGACUAA